This is a messenger RNA of Parnassius apollo (apollo), 1566 nucleotides long. The record is from the annotation of a GenBank genome assembly. NCBI's taxonomy places the organism in Eukaryota, Metazoa, Arthropoda, Insecta, Lepidoptera, Papilionidae.
AUGAGUCCUCAAGUAAAAGGGAUUCAUGGUGCCUCUAGUUUGUUACUGAGCGAGUCGUACAUUCAAGAUGUGCAAGCACCACACAUGUAUCGUAUAUCGAGAACUACGACGGAUCAUAUAAGAAGAUAUACUAUUACACCCUCUGGGCAAUGUGAAACUUUUUUGACAAUCAAGAAUGUACCUCGUCCCAGAUCCCUACCAUUAUUCGGAACAAAACUUGAUUUUUUCCUUGCUGGCAGAGGAACAAGGUUGCAUGAAUACAUCGAUGCUAGACACAAAUUACAUGGAUCUAUAUUUUGUGAAAAAUUGAAUGGAAAUACAGAUUUGGUAUUCAUUAGUGAUGCUGCACUAAUGAAAACGCUUUUCUUGAAUCGCGAGGGAAAGUAUCCUGCGCAUAUACUGCCUGACCCAUGGGUUUUGUAUGAAAAAUUGUACGGAUUUAAAAGAGGUCUCUUCUUCAUGGAUGGUGAAGAAUGGCUGAAUAAUCGCCGCAUUAUGAACAAACAUUUACUUCGUGAAAAUACAGAAUCUUGGCUUGAAAGUCCUAUUAAGCAAACCGUUGAUAAUUUUAUUUCAAAAUUGAAAGGACGCGCUGCAAAUUGUGGCAUCGUAUUGGAAAUAGAAUCAGAUCUUUAUAAAUUGUCUACAGACGUUAUAAUAAAAGUGCUCCUUGGGACUAAUUCGUCCAUUUUUGAGAGUAAGCAUUACGAAGAGCUUGUAGCUAUUUUCUCAAAUGCUGUAAAAAAAAUAUUUCAAACAACAACAAAAUUACACGGUCUGCCUUUAAAUUUGUGCCAACGGUUAAAUUUAAAAGUGUGGACUGAUUUUAAAGAAUCUGUUGAUAUUUCUAUUUUUUUGGCUCAAAAGAUUGUUAAUGAAAUACUUGUUGGUAGGCAUGAAACCAAUGGAUUAAUAAAAAAGCUCAGUGAUGAAAAUAUGGAUGAUGAGACAAUACGAAAAAUUGCCGCGGAUUUUAUUAUUGCUGCUGGAGACACGACCGCAUACACUACACUGUGGACCCUCUUAAUGCUGUUUGAAAAUAGUGAAGUUUUAAAUGAACUAAGAAGAAAAGAUGAUUUAUAUGUGAAAUGUGUAAUAAAAGAAUCGAUGAGAUUGUAUCCAGUUGCGCCAUUUUUAACCAGAAUUUUACCAAAAGAUUGUUUUUUAGGACCUUAUAAAUUCAAACAAGGGAAAGAUAAUAUCAAAGAAAAGUCACUAAAUACGCCAAUUGUAGCUUCCAUAUACACGUCAGGUCGUGAUGAGCAAAAUUUUAGUAAUGCUAAUAUGUUUUUGCCGUAUCGCUGGGACAGAAAUGACCCAAGAAAAGAAAACUUAACUAACCAUGUUCCUUCAGCAUCUUUGCCUUUUGCCCUUGGAGCUAGAUCAUGUAUAGGCAAAAAAAUUGCUAUUACACAACUUACGGAAGUAAUACAACAGGUUAGCAAUAAUUUCGAGUUCAAAUUUAACAAUAGCAAAAAUAUUAGACCUAUUACUUCUCAGGUGUUGGUUCCAAAUAAACAAAUUGAACUAUGUCUAACUCUGAGGAAUUAUAACGAAAAGGAAUAA